This is a messenger RNA of Mizuhopecten yessoensis (Yesso scallop), 703 nucleotides long. RefSeq lists its product as uncharacterized. The transcript is spliced from 7 exons. The record is from RefSeq and is a predicted model, not a curated record. The coding region runs from base 14 to 646 and encodes 210 amino acids. Lineage: Eukaryota; Metazoa; Mollusca; Bivalvia; Pectinida; Pectinidae.
CUGGCAAAAGGAAAUGGCGACAAUGGCCUCGUGUAGCAUACUUGUGGUGGCGUUUUCGUGUAUUUUGAAAGUAGGAAGUCUCCCUACAACGAUUACCGUAGAUGCCCCAAACCCUACAUCAAGUUCCCACGUCGAUCUCAUCCUUGACUCACCACACCACCACGGGCAGGCCCCGGAACAAAAACCGCACCAGCACCACAGUAGUCCCAGUAGUCACGAUCACAGCAGUCACGUAAACAAGACGUCAUUGGGAAGUCUAAUUCACCACUUACUGGAUAAGGAUGAAAGUCACGUGACGCCUGUUGUACAGUCCUUCACCAGCUGUGUCACUAACUGUCUGCACCCCAAACAUCCCCCUAACCCUCCGGAGGACCAGGACGACGUCGGACACGACUGGCACGAGAACCAUAAAGGAGGACCAGAUGUCCACGUCCACCCCGAAAGAAACAGCGACGAUGAUUUCGACGACGAAGACUCUGCCGAUAUUUUAAGUCAAGUUGGAGAAUUAUUGAGAGGAAGCAGUUAUCACGACCCCCUCAAUAGUCAUCCGGGUCCCGCUGGCGGUCACCUUGACGACGACAUCAGCCGUUACUGGAUGUGCAGUCACGCAUGUUUAUUGACAACUAGCCAAUACGUGAUCGGUUGAAUGAAACUUCGUGGAUAUAUUAUUUUACAAAUAUAUUUAUUGGUUACUGAAAUACAC